Messenger RNA from Chanos chanos (milkfish), 4561 nucleotides. RefSeq names its product SREBF chaperone (gene scap). Gene Ontology annotation, cellular component: Golgi membrane; endoplasmic reticulum membrane; SREBP-SCAP complex. The record is from RefSeq and is a predicted model, not a curated record. NCBI's taxonomy places the organism in Eukaryota, Metazoa, Chordata, Actinopteri, Gonorynchiformes, Chanidae. The coding region runs from base 142 to 3876 and encodes 1244 amino acids. Gene Ontology annotation, biological process: regulation of cholesterol biosynthetic process; SREBP signaling pathway. Gene Ontology annotation, molecular function: protein binding; sterol binding. The transcript has 23 exons.
GAGGUUGCUUUUUUAGAACACCUCAAACAUAGUUACGAGAGAAUCUCUUGCAUCUAAGUCGGAUCCCUGGAUGCCCCCCGGUGCCACCACCCCAGCCGCAAGGCGAACUCCAAUGGCAGCCAGCUGACCCCUCCUCACAGGAUGACGGUGAGAGAGCGGCUUCGGCAGAACAUCUCGGCCGCCUUCUACCAGCACGGCCUGCUGUGCGCCUCCUACCCGGUCCCCAUCAUCCUCUUCACCUCAGCCAGCAUCCUGACCUGCUGUUACCCUCUGCUGAAGCUGCCUCUCCCUGGAACCGGUCCUGUGGAGUUUACCACGAGUGUUCGGGACUACUCCAUCCCGUCCCAUGAGCCUCAGGGGGACCUCGGUGAACGCCCGGAAUGGUACCGAGGGCCUCCGGUGGCCUACAUCCAGCAGGUACUGGUAAAGGCAGCUGUCUCCCCCUGGGACAACACCCUCGUCCCUGUAGAUGCAUUCCGUUCUCCUCUGGGUAGAGUCUUCAACCUUCUGGAAGAGAUCCGCAACCACGUUUACACAGACAGAAGCUUGGAGGCACUCUGCCUACAGGUGACAGACCUGUUGCCAGGGUUACGACGCAUGCAGGCGGUACUUCCUGAGCACGGCUGCCUGCUGAUUUCUCCAGGCAACUAUUGGCAGAAUCGGCGGGAUUUGUUUGACUCUGAUCCAGACCUCCUGAAAACCAUCCAACAGCACGAACCCAAAGGCCUCCACACUUCAGCCACAUUAAGAGACCUGCUCUUUGGUGUCCCGGGAAAACACACAGGAGUGAGUUUGUACAACAGGAAGCGAGUGGUCACCUACACGAUCACCAUCGCACUCAGCGGCUAUGACGCCAGGUUCCUGGGCAGCCUACGGACUCGACUAAAGCAGCUUCACCCCUCAGUGAACUGCAGCCUGCGGGAAGACCACAUGGUCCAUGUCCACUUCAAAGAAGAGAUUGGCAUCGCCGAGCUCAUUCCAUUGGUCACCACCUACAUCAUCCUGUUCGCCUACAUCUACUUCUCCACCCGAAAGAUUGACAUGGUGAAAUCUAAAUGGGGUUUGGCCUUGGCUGCUGUGGUAACGGUUCUCAGCUCUCUUCUAAUGUCUGUAGGGCUUUGCACACUCUUUGGCCUGACGCCCACACUCAAUGGAGGAGAGAUCUUUCCCUACCUAGUGGUGGUAAUUGGCUUAGAGAAUGUGCUGGUCCUCACCAAGUCUGUGGUCUCCACACCCGUCGACCUGGAGGUGAAGCUGCGUAUUGCCCAGGGCCUUAGCAGUGAGAGCUGGUCUAUCAUGAAGAACAUGGCUACUGAGCUUGUUAUCAUUUUAAUCGGAUACUUCACCUUAGUUCCUGCCAUCCAGGAGUUCUGUCUGUUUGCUGUGGUGGGCCUUGUGUCAGACUUCUUCCUCCAGAUGUUCUUCUUCACUACAGUGCUCUCAAUCGACAUUCGCCGGAUGGAGCUGGCCGAUCUGAACAGACGUCUUCCAGCCGAAGCAGGCAUGCCGCCACCGAAGCCGGGCCCUCUGCGUCCGAGGGAAACUCCUCCACCUCCUCGGCCCUCUCCCCACACCAUCACCCUCCAGGCCCCGGCGUUCCGUAACCUGCGCUUGCCGAAGAGACUCAGGGUGGUGUAUUUUUUAGCCCGGACUCGCUUGGCUCAGCGCAUCAUCAUGGCAGGAACGGUGAUCUGGAUUGGAAUCCUUGUCUAUACGGACCCUGCCGGUUUAAGAACUUACCUGGCUGCCCAGGUGUCAGAACAGAGCCCUUUGGGAGAUGCGGGGCUUCCUCCUCACCUGGGCGUGGCUCCCGUAUUUCCUGGUGGUGAUCCGACCAGCACGCUGAGCGUCCUCCCUGCUCCUGAACCCACCCCCUUACCCGAAAAUCAGUCUCAGGGUUACGGGGCUCCACGGCCGGGCUUGGCCACCACCGCGGGCCCACAGAUCAGCUGGGGACCAGAGGACGAGGAGGGCUGGAGACAGCUAUCCUUCCGCCACUGGCCGUCUCUCUUCAGCUACUACAACAUCACCUUGGCAAAGAGGUAUAUCAGCAUUUUGCCUGUAAUCCCAGUCAGUCUUCACCUGAGCCCACAAGAGGCCAUCGAAACACGUCACCCACAGGACCCGCGCCACCCGCCACCCCCCAGCCCCAAGACCACCGACCUGCAGACGGACCUCACUCUUUAUAAGGUUGCUGCCCUGGGCUUAGCUGCAGGAGUUCUCCUUGUGCUUCUGCUCUUUUGUCUAUACAGAGUACUCUGCCCCCGUAACUAUGGACAGAAUGGAGUGCAGCACGGACGCCGUCGCCGUGGAGACCUGCCCUGUGAUGACUAUGGCUAUUCCCCCCCUGUCAGUGAGAUCUCUCCUCUGCUGCUACGCGGACACAGCAUGGACAUUGAGUGUCUUGCAAGCGACGGCAUGCUGUUGGCCAGCUGCUGUUUAGCUGGUCAGAUUCGUGUGUGGGAUGCCCAGACGGGAGACUGUCUCACUGUCAUACCAAACCAUGGUUUGCGCAGGAGCAGUAGCAGCAGUGGAUGGGAGCAUCGUGACGGUUGGGAUCUUGCGGGAGUGUGUGAUGCAGACUACUUGCUUGGAUCUGAUGGCCAGGAUGCCGGGUUGGGCGCGGGCAUGGCAGAUGGCGAGGUAUACCCGCUGAGAAGGAGAGCCACACCCACCCGCCCCACUCUGUUUGGGGAUCAGCCUGACCUCACGCCCCUCAUUGACACUAAUUUUGGUGAACAGCCUCCUUCCCAGACGCAGCCCGGCUCUGGCUUUGAUUUCGGGGGGCUCGUGGAGAAGGCGUACCAGGAGCAUGAGGCCUCCCCACCACUUCCCUUCCCUCCCUCACCACCAGCGUCCCAGCAAAGGCGCCGCAGCCUGGGCGACCAGCCCGUCCUGCCCCCCGAAAGGCCCUUGCCUGGUCCCUCUGACUGGGACAGCUCAGUGUGGGCCAUGGAGCUGAGGGGCAACCUGAUCGCCGCGGGCAGAAGCAGCGGCAAACUGGAGUUAUGGGAUGCAGUGGAAGGCUCUUUGCGAUGCAGUAAUGAAGAUGGAUCCUCAGGCAUUACAGCUCUGGCUUUCCUCAACAACAGGAUUGUUGCAGCUCGUUUGAACGGCUCCCUGGAUUUCUUCACAGUGGACAUCAAUAAGCCUCUCGGUCUGCUGCAGUACCGUGGCCCUCCUGGCAGGGGAAGUUUGCCUCCCUCCCCCUGCUACAGCAGCGAGGAUGUGAUCAGCUGCCAGCUGACACGCUCUGUACAGUGUGCCCAUCAGAAACCCAUCACUGUGCUCAAAGCAGCAGCAGGCAGAGUGGUCACAGGCAGCCAAGACCACACUGUCAGAGUGUAUCGUCUGGAAGACUCGUGCUGUCUCUUCACAUUACAGGGUCACUCAGGAGGCAUCACUGCCAUUUACAUAGACCAGACCAUGGUUCUGGCCAGCGGGGGGCAGGACGGGGCGAUCUGUCUGUGGGACGUGCUGACAGGAAGCCGGGUCAGCCACGUAUACGGUCACCGUGGUGAUGUCACCUCGCUAGUUUGCACCACUUCCUGUGUCAUCAGCAGCGGGUUGGAUGACCUCAUUUGCAUCUGGGACCGGUGCACAGGAAUUAAACUCUACUCCAUACAGCAGGAGGUGGGCUGCGGGGCGAGUCUGGGUGUGAUUUCUGAGAGUUUACUGGUGACGGGGGGUCAGGGCUGUGUGUCUUUCUGGGAUUUGAACUUUGGGGACCUGCUUCAGACUGUAUACCUGGGCCAGAACAGCGAGGGCCAGGGUGUGCGACAGCUCCUGGUGCUAGACAACGCCGCCAUCGUGUGUGACUUUGGUAGCGAACUCAGCCUGGUCUAUGUGCCCUCUGUGCUGGAGAAGCUGGACUGAGCCCGCCAGCGGCCCACAGACUCUCGUCUCUCUCUCUCUCCCAGGGAACGGCACGGCAUGGCCAGCUCGGAUGCACUGAAGCUCUUCUGUCUUUCCCUGACCUGUGAUGUCACAGGUUAACCUUUUCUUACAGAUGUGACUGGCUGCUUCUCUCUUCUUUUUUUUUUUUUUUUUUUUCUUUCUUUUUUGCCGGUCCUUUCCCUCCCGAUGCUGCAUUGUUUCAUCGAACGGGGGGGGAAUAGGCCUUGUAUCUGUAGUGCUGAAUAUUCCUGUUUGGACAGAUGGGAGUCGGAGCACAGACUUGAGUAACAUGUCUACAGAGUAGCUGUCUGUGGGCAAGAUGGCUGCCUCUGUGCUCUUAUUCAUGUGGGGGUUUUUUUUGUUUUUUUGUUUUGUUUUUUUUUUUACAGGCCUUUUUGGACCUUCAUUCAGAACAUUUUAUAUUUUUGGUAGAAUAUAUAACUGAGCAGAAUGUUUAGACUUUUCUUUUUCUGUUUGGAGAGUCUCAUGAUUGUGGAUUCAAAUCUGCUGACGGGGACUUCUAGCCUAUCUGGCCUGCCUUUCCAUUUAAAUGCCAAUAGCAAGCCAGAGAGGCUAAGGAGGUUUGGCCCCAGUAUAGCAGUUGCUAGCACCAGUUUGAAUGUGAUGGGGAGGAGUGUGUUGUGUCUGUGUGUGGGAAGGGUGG